GGCGGAGUAAGCGUGGUAACACACACAUAGUAACAGGCACAUUUCUAUGCAAAGAUCAUGCAACAUGCUUUUUUUUCUGUAUAAGAUAGAGUUUAACUUACAACGUCAUGCGCUUACAAAGUUAUUUCCCUCAAUAAUUUGUCUAUAUUUGAUAAUUUUUUUUAUGCUGGUCAAUAUAGAAACAGAAUUCAAUAAAAUUUCGUUAUUCGUGUAACUUGUUCAUCUGGAACUUUAUCAAAAAUUUCUCAUUGGUUUUGUUAUUACACCGAAGUCAUUUCAUUUGUUGUAUAUGACUAUUUUUUCAAACUUUUUUUUUCGUCUUUUUUUCUUUAUUUUUCUCUAUAGAGUAUGCAACUAGGAUUGCUUUCUCAUGGGCAUUUGGCAUUUGAUCCUUUUAAACCGAUCAUUCUAAGGGGUUUGCCGACAGAAGAUGCUUCAACUUUAUUUGCAGGCAAUGUCGUCUUAUCACUCUCAAAGUCAACUAAAAUAUCAAAUGUAUCUGUCACGCUUAAAAGUCAAAUAGUUACCUAUUGGCCAGAAGGCAUUGGCACACGUGGUACUAAAUUAACUGCCGAGAAAUCCUUGGGCGAACAAACAGUAGAGAUUUUAACCCCUGGAGCAAACAAAGAUUCUCUUUUAAUUUUACCAGCUGGAACACAUCGAUUUUCGUUUGCAUUCGUUAUCCCUAAUUCAACAGUAGCUACCAUUGAGGACACAUUUGGUAGGGUUCGUCAUACAGUAGAAGCAGAAGUGCAAAGACCUGGAAUCAUGAUGCUCUCGAGCUGGCGUGUUACUAAGCCAGUCAUGAUAUUGCGUACAUAUAUGUCUAAUUCACUCUUGACCAAUAAUUCUUUGGCUAAUUUAUCACGUACAUUUGAGAAACAUACUGUUUAUGGCGACAUUGAGGUUUUGAUUGAAGCAGCUGCAUUUUCCUCAGGUGAACUGUUUUAUAUCCGGUUAAUCAUUGAACCUCAACUCAAACAUACUCGCCUUGAACACAUGGAAGUCAGUGUGACCGAGACACGAAGAUAUUGUGUACCCGAAUUCAGAGCUUGGCGUAAUGAUCAAGUCACCUUUCCCAUGCCGUUUGCUGGAUCUGUGCGCCUGGCUGAAUUUGGCGAAGUAGACGUGACAACUGAACAACUAGCACCUAUCUUUGAUAAAAAUCAAAAUGGAAUUGAUCUGGUUCACGAUUUUGCACAUCGAUUGGCUUUCUUUGCGCCCACAUGCGAGCAAAAUAUUCAUCAUACCACUUACAUCAAGGAGAUCCAAUUCCGUCAUCGAUUAGAAAUCAACUUGACCUUGUCUUAUUUGGAUAAUGAAGGCAAUCGACAAUUUCUCAGUCGAAAUGGUAGUGCCAACAGCGUUGAAUCGAUAGGAUCGACACAGGUGCCCGAGCCAGUGAGGAUGGGUACUCUAACUCCUCCACCUGCCGCUCAUUUUCCUAAUGUCCGACUUGCCGGUUCACUCUCCCCUCCUCCUUCUCCUCGACGUAAUAAUCUGGCUCUACAAACCACCAAUGCCGUUUUUACUUCCGGUACACAACCAACAAACAACAAUAGUAAUGGUAGUUGGUCUGACAUGUUGUUACGGUUACAUAAGACAAAGACAGAGAAAGAUAAUGAUAAGAGCAAAGAAACAAUCAUGCUUGACACGCCCAUUACCGUGUUUGAUUGUCGUUUGAAAGAAGAUUAUGGAAAGUUGCCUUCUUAUUUUGAAUUAGGAGUUAAGCCUUCUUUGAAGACAGACAAAAAGUCAUCCAAGAUCAAAGUAACCACUACCACGAUGGACAAACCUAGUCAACCUCACCCUUAUUUGUGCUCAUGCUAUUAUGCCUUUUGUAGAGAAAUGGAAUUGGCUUCUGAAGCCUUGUACCUCUCAACUGAGUCAGCACCAGCCAUACCUCUUCUAGAUCGUAUUCCGUCGAUCCCUCCACCUGAUUACCAAGCCUGAUAAUAUACCCACAUUAGCUUUUUUUUUUUUUCUGCUUGUUUCUUUUGUGACAUUGUAAUGAAUUUAAUAUAAUUUAACUGAAUCAC
This is a messenger RNA of Gilbertella persicaria, 2039 nucleotides long. RefSeq lists its product as uncharacterized. Gene Ontology annotation, molecular function: ubiquitin protein ligase binding; protein-macromolecule adaptor activity. The transcript has 3 exons. Lineage: Eukaryota; Fungi; Mucoromycota; Mucoromycetes; Mucorales; Choanephoraceae. The record is from RefSeq and is a predicted model, not a curated record. Gene Ontology annotation, biological process: ubiquitin-dependent endocytosis. Gene Ontology annotation, cellular component: plasma membrane; cytoplasm; cytosol. The coding region runs from base 349 to 1953 and encodes 534 amino acids.